Messenger RNA from Pteronotus mesoamericanus, 1908 nucleotides. RefSeq names its product lysophosphatidylcholine acyltransferase 2 (gene LPCAT2). Gene Ontology annotation, cellular component: endoplasmic reticulum. Gene Ontology annotation, molecular function: calcium ion binding; lysophosphatidic acid acyltransferase activity; 1-acylglycerophosphocholine O-acyltransferase activity. The transcript is spliced from 14 exons. NCBI's taxonomy places the organism in Eukaryota, Metazoa, Chordata, Mammalia, Chiroptera, Mormoopidae. The coding region runs from base 106 to 1743 and encodes 545 amino acids. The record is from RefSeq and is a predicted model, not a curated record.
CCGCCGCUCUGGGACUCCCGUGCAGCUCCGACUCAAUCUUGGCUGCGACUCUGCUCUUGCGUUCCUCGCGUGUCGCUUCUGUCGGGUCCGAGGCCCGGCUCCGCCAUGAGCCGGUGCGCCGAGGCGGCCGCCGUGGCGGCCACGGUGCCGGGCGCGGACGUCAGGAUCGCGGCGCUGCGGCCGCCGAGGGUGCCCCGCCAAGCGUCCUUCUUCCCGCCCCCCGUGCGCAACCCCUUCGUGCAGCAGACGCGGUUGAGCACAGCGAGACGCGUCCAGACUUUCUGCCUUGGAAUUUUCCUGCUUCCCAUUCGUGCCUUAUUCGUUGCAAUAGUUUUGAUACUGGCAUGGCCGUUUGCUGCAAUUGCAACCCUGUGCCGUCCUGAAAAGCCAACCCACCCAGUCACCGGUUGGAGGAGGAAACUCACUCAGCCAGUUUUGAAGUUUCUGGGCCGUGCCAUGUUCUUCUCAAUGGGAUUUAUAGUGACUGUGACAGGAAAGAUCGCGGACCCCGGGGAAGCGCCCAUCUUGGUCGCCGCCCCUCAUUCAUCCUUCUUCGACGGGAUCGCCUGCGUCGUAGCGGGGUUACCUUCCCUGGUUUCUCGAAAUGAGAACGUGCAGGUCCCUCUGAUUGGCAGACUGUUACGGGCGCUGCAGCCGGUGUUGGUAUCCCGCGUAGAUCCGGAUUCCCGGAAGAACACAAUAAACGAAAUAAUCCGGCGAGCCACCUCGGGAGGGGAGUGGCCCCAGAUACUAGUUUUCCCAGAAGGUACUUGUACUAAUCGCUCCUGUUUGAUUACUUUUAAACCAGGAGCCUUCAUCCCGGGAGUCCCUGUGCAGCCAGUCCUCCUCCGAUACCCAAACGAGCUGGAUACUGUGACUUGGACUUGGCAAGGAUAUACAUUCUUUCAGCUUUGUGUGCUCACCUUCUGCCAGCCCUUCACAAAAGUCGAAGUUGAGUUUUUGCCUGUCCAAGCACCAAGUGAUGAAGAAAAAAGAGACCCUGUCCUUUUUGCUGGUAGAGUCCGGAAUUUGAUGGCCCAAGCGCUGGGAAUUCCAAUGACUGAGCACACGUACGAAGACUGCAGGCUGAUGAUUUCAGCGGGACAGCUCACGCUGCCUAUGGAAACCGGGUUGGUGGAGUUUACCAAAAUUAGCCGGAAAUUGAAAUUAAAUUGGGACAGUGUCCGUAAGCAUUUGGACGAGUAUGCAGCUAUUGCAAGUUCCUCAAAAGGAGGAAGAAUUGGAAUUGAAGAAUUUGCUGAGUAUCUGAAGCUUCCUGUUUCUGAUGUGCUGAGACAACUUUUCGCACUCUUCGACAGGAACCACGAUGGCAGCAUCGACUUCCGGGAGUACGUGAUUGGCCUGGCCGUCUUGUGCAACCCCGCCAACACCGAGGAGAUCAUCCAGGUGGCAUUUAAGCUCUUUGACGUGGACGAGGACGGCUACAUAACGGAGGGGGAGUUUUCCAGCAUUCUGCAGGCUUCCCUCGGGGUGCCCGACCUCGACAUCUCUGGUCUCUUCAAGGAAAUAGCCCAGGGGGAUUCUGUGUCCUAUGAGGAAUUUAAAAGUUUUGCCCUAAAGCAUCCGGAAUAUGCGAAGAUAUUUACAACGUACUUAGAACUCCAGGCAAGCCAUGUGUUUUCAUUGCCCGAGGAAGACCAGGCGCCUCCCCACGAUGCGAGCAAUAAAGUCAGUCCUGAAAACCACGACGACGAGAGUCCCUCAGACAAGAAAGAGGACUGAAAGCAAGUGUCCCCAGUAAGAAACACAGAGUGGCUUUAACUCGACACGGUGAAGGCAUUUAUCGAGAGUAUUGUAAAUAAGAUUUAUUGAGUAAUGAUCAUGUGUAAAGUGGAAAGCUUUUUUAUAAAAAUGGUAGACUUUAUUAAGAUACUUUUAUUCACAUGU